Molecule: messenger RNA, 846 nt
Organism: Purpureocillium takamizusanense
Lineage: Eukaryota; Fungi; Ascomycota; Sordariomycetes; Hypocreales; Ophiocordycipitaceae
Exons: 1
Coding region: 1-846 (281 amino acids)
Source: RefSeq, a predicted model, not a curated record
AUGUACUCCUCAAACCUCGUCCGCCUCCUCGUGGUGGUGGUAUCGGUGCUCCUGGUGGCUCAGGCUUCCUGGCUCGAAGGAAACCGCUUCGCCGUCCGAUCCGUCGCUCGCAGACAAAUUGGCGACAUUGUUGGCGGCGCUUCCCCCACCGGUGGGAGCUCCAAGACUCCAGCUAGUACCACGCCGCCGGCUACGUCCUCGAGCAGCUCGUCCUCCUCUUCGAGUACGUCGUCAUCGAGCUCCUCGUCAUCAUCAUCGUCUCCGUCGGCCCGGACGUCGGAGACGCCCAUUUUGACCCCGUCGUCGACUCCGGCCCGGACGACAUCAUCCAGCAGCUCGUCUAGUGAGACUCCCGUCGUACUGCCGACCACAUCUUCCUCGCCGUCGCCUACUCCGACCCACAGCAGCGAGGAUGUACCCCCCAGCUCGACCCCGACCCCGGUGGUUUCGACGAGCAUCGAGGUCGUCACCAAGACCAACAGCGACGGAUCGAAGACGACGGCGUCGUCCACCAAGCUUACCACGUCCACUCCGGGCCUCAACUCGAGCGAUUCUGGCCAGACCUCGGGCAUGUCGACUAAGACUCGCAACACCGUGAUUGGCGUCGUCGUCGGCGUGGGAGGCGCCAUCGUGCUCGGCGCCCUCGGCCUGGUCGCGUGGAGGGUAUGGGGACGCAAGAAGCAGAACGAGGAGGCCGACGGGCUCAUGGACUAUAACAUGAACCUCGCCCAGCAGGAGAAGCCUGAGCACGGAGGCUCCCCGCCCCCUCAGCGAACCACCCCCUUCCAGUCGACGCUGGAGAACUAUCACCAGCCAACCCAUGUCAACGCCUCUUCCAACUUCUGA